Messenger RNA from Acanthoscelides obtectus, 419 nucleotides. Lineage: Eukaryota; Metazoa; Arthropoda; Insecta; Coleoptera; Chrysomelidae. The record is from the annotation of a GenBank genome assembly.
CAAAAUCGAAAUCCGGAAAUUUCAUUAAAAACGAAUAAAACUUCCUGAUGCAAAGAACUGAUGACAGUGAAGUGGUCUUCAAUAAUGGGAAAUGGAGCUCCUAUACUCCCCAACAACUGAAGAGGAAAGCUAUCAUGUAUGAAAACGGAACACAAUAAAAAAUAUAUUUCUGUUAACUAACUACUAAUGGAAGAAAAGCUGAAUUUUGUGAAACUACAAAAAGAAAAAUUCAUUGAAGAACACAAAUGGAAAUAUAUCAAAAAGAGGUUCAGCUGUUAGAUUUACAGAUCAAUGCACUAUAUAAGUAGAAAACAAAGGAUUUAUUUUGUUAAUUUCUGGAAUAUUUUCACUUUCACUCAUUUUUUUUGUAUUCCGCAUUUUUGAGGACGAUAUUUUAUUUCAAUAAUAAACUGUUUUCA